This is a messenger RNA of Nicrophorus vespilloides, 1644 nucleotides long. RefSeq names its product dehydrogenase/reductase SDR family protein 7-like. Bases 225 to 1157 code for a protein of 310 amino acids. NCBI's taxonomy places the organism in Eukaryota, Metazoa, Arthropoda, Insecta, Coleoptera, Silphidae. The record is from RefSeq and is a predicted model, not a curated record. Gene Ontology annotation, molecular function: oxidoreductase activity. The transcript has 4 exons. Gene Ontology annotation, cellular component: membrane.
AAAUCACACCGGGAACCAAAAUUUAAAAAAUAGCAGAGUACGGAUACGUUGGGAUAGGAUGUAAAACCAUUUGAAUAUUUACAUAUGAACAGCUGAUUGUCAGUUCAAGUCAAAUUUAUAUGCGUCUCUGAAAACCAGUAUUGAUCGGCGAUAAUUAUGACACGAAUACAAAGGUUACUUUUGGAGUUGUAGUUGAUAUAUUCGGUGUUCCAUCAGAUAGAACAAUGGAAGAGAAGCGCACAAUGGUUUGGAAUAUUGCAAGCUCCAUUGGAAUAGCACUGACAAUUCCAUAUAUUCUGUAUAAAGUAGUACGGGCAGUUUACAUUAAAAAAGUUUAUGGAGCAUUAGCUGGAAAAGUUGUGGUAAUAACUGGGGCAAGUUCUGGACUGGGUGAAGCUUUGGCCCACGAGUUUUAUAAAAAUGGAUGUCAGGUGGUGUUAUGUGCAAGGAGACGACAGGAACUGGAUAGAGUUAGGAUGGACCUUUUAAAGAUGCAUCCCACAGUUCCUACACUACACCCAAUUAUUGUUCCUCUUGACCUUGGCAACUUGGAUCAGUUGCCUUCUAAUGUUGAUAAAAUAAUUGCCCUAACUGGUCAUAUUGAUAUACUAAUUAACAAUGGAGGUAUUUCCAAUCGUGGAUCAGCCUGUGAUACCAAAUUAAGUGUUGAUAUGGAAUUGAUGAAGAUUAACUAUUUUGGAACAAUUACUUUAACUAAAGCUGUAUUGCCAAGUAUGGUGAAACGCAAUCAAGGACAUAUAGUUUCCAUUAGUUCAGUACAGGGACUUAUUGCAAUUCCUGAAAGGUCUUCUUACAGUGCAUCAAAGCAUGCAUUACAGGCUUUCAGUGACAGUUUAAGAGCAGAAGUCAACAAGCACAAUAUUCAUAUGACUGUUGUUAGUCCUGGAUACAUUAAGACACAAUUAUCUUUGAACGCUUUAACUGGAACUGGCGCAAAGCAUGGACAACUCGAUAAAAAUACCGAACAAGGAUACACUCCAGAAUUUGUGGCUAACAAGAUUUUGAAUAGUGUUGUGCAAGGGAAAAAGGAAGUAGUAAUAGCAUCAUUUAUUGCGCGCAUUGGCAUUUUUCUGAGAAAAUAUUUCCCCACUAUUUACUUCUUGGUGAUGGCACAUAGAGCAAAUAAAUCACAUUAAUUGAAUAGCUCAAAAUUAUUGAAUUUAAUUCACAUCUCCCUCUCAUCUUUUAAUGUGUUAAUAUUCGACGUUCUUUAAAAUAAAAUUUAUUAAUAAGAAUAUUUACAAACAACAUAUGCAUAUUUGCAUUUGACAGUAAUUAUCCAUUUAAAUACUAAACUUGUUUACCAUCAUAUCUUCAUCAUUGAAAAUGUUAAGGCAUAUUACUUAAAGAAAACAAUAUAAAACAAUAAAAACCAAACAAACAGAAUGUGCAUUGAUUGAAUAAAAAAAAGAUAUUUACUUUGUAUUGUACUUGCUGUCUUUCAUUUCAACCAAAAAGAAUAAAAGAAAAAAAUACAAACAAAAAUGCAAUCAAUUUCAUCAAACUAGAUGCACACUUCUAGCUACAUUCUCCUUAAAAAUGCCUUUUCUUUUUUCAACAAAAUGCGUUCAUACUAAUUUUGCAUCGACUACCAAUUGAGUAAAAUUAAUAGGAGUUUCUUUA